Trypanosoma brucei brucei TREU927 is the source of this 195-nucleotide messenger RNA. RefSeq lists its product as hypothetical. Lineage: Eukaryota; Euglenozoa; Kinetoplastea; Trypanosomatida; Trypanosomatidae. The coding region runs from base 1 to 195 and encodes 64 amino acids. The record is from RefSeq and is a predicted model, not a curated record. The transcript has a single exon.
AUGCUGUCCUCACUUACCCCAGCGACCGCGCCAUACCAAGCGAUUGGAACCCCUAAAAGGCGGACUGAAUACUUGCUUAAGCGAAAGCCAUGCCCUCUGGUAACUCUGCCACUGGAAAAGGCAACAGCUUCUACACAUCUAAAUGCGUCUCGCAACGGUCGAACUCCCGUCUCCACCCACCGCGCCGAAUGGUAG